Cottoperca gobio is the source of this 2976-nucleotide messenger RNA. It is a transcript of the gene cdc42se2, whose product is annotated as CDC42 small effector 2. Gene Ontology annotation, biological process: regulation of Rho protein signal transduction. Gene Ontology annotation, cellular component: plasma membrane. The transcript is spliced from 5 exons. Lineage: Eukaryota; Metazoa; Chordata; Actinopteri; Perciformes; Bovichtidae. Gene Ontology annotation, molecular function: small GTPase binding. The record is from RefSeq and is a predicted model, not a curated record. Bases 330 to 560 code for a protein of 76 amino acids.
CGUGGAAACGUGGGUAAGAAGUAAGUACGGAAGCCGUCACACUUUACGGCGGAAGUCGGUUGACGUAAUCAGGGAGGUAGUUCCUGGUUGUUUUUUCCUUUAGCUUUCAGUCGAUCGUACGCUUUUACUCCGGCAAACCGGUCGCCAUCUGGAGUGUGUUGGGAGAACAGUUCUUGUGCCAACGGUUUCCCCAAGAGAGACCAGUGGUCUGUCUGUCACCAGUUUCCGGCGUGUGUUUGUGGCUCUGGUAACACUGAACAGGAAGACAGACGCAGAGAGACGUCUGAACUGAGAGAGGAAACUGCUGCGGCUUCUUCGUCAGCCUCAGAAUGACUGAGUUCUGGGUUUGUUUCAGCUGCUGCAUUGCAGAGCAGCCACAACCCAAACGGCGGCGACGGAUCGAUCGCUCCAUGAUCGGGGAGCCAACUAACUUUGUUCACACCACACACGUAGGCUCGGGGGACAUGGGCCUGGGAUUGUCAUCAGUGGACCUUGUUCAGGCCCAGAUGAAAUCUAAAGGGGGCUACAUGCAUGGAGGGUCUGAAGGUUCUCAGUUGUAACAAGCCCUUCACAGUCUUGUGGAAACUACUGUUGUUGAUAUGAGGAAGCAUUUUCAAAAAGCAGUUCUGUCUGUAACGGACGCAGGACCAAAAGAUGAAACUACUGCUUUUUCCAUAAUGUUGUAUAUAUUUUUAUUUUCCAUUCCUUUUUUUUUUUUUUUAUGAAAGCACUGCUAUCCAUUUGCUGCCAUACUGUUGCACUGUAAAGAGUAACUGUUAAGAAUACAUAAGAGGGUUUAGAAAGCUCAUAAUCUCAGUCAGACGUAUGCUUGUGUGUAUGCAUGAGGAAAAUAUUUUCACAAAUAUUUGCUGUUGUAGCCCAUUUGGAUGCCUGUAUUUAUUAUCUGAUUUGUAAACGAACCUCAUGGUGGCUGGGCCACGCUGGAGAUUUGGGACAUUCAGUUUCCUUCUUUAUUCUCAGAGGUUUAUCAAAGGACAGGUAGAGGUAGCAAGGCAAAAAGCGAUAUAUAUGUUCAUUUGUCUUUUUAUUCUGAGAAACACUCAUGAUUUUCUGAGUUGCUUUCAGGGUUGAAGAUCGCUGUCUUGUAAUAAACUUGAAAUGAGUAGAGUACACUGGAUCAUACAUUGUACACUCACACUUGCUUAGGAAUUUCGCAUUAAUUUCAACUGUUUUUUUUUUUUAUACUCAUUUAGAUUGAAGCAUAUAGAAUUUUAAUAAACUAUGAACUUCAUAUAAUCUGCCUUCUGAAGUCAUGUUCGUUAUUUGUUUUUACUGGUGUCGUUUGGCAGCUUGAUGCUGCAAAUACUAAGCUUAGCGGUUCCAAGAGGAUUCAUAUUUUUCUAUGUAUUUUCUUCUUUUCGAGGCUUGUGUACCAACAGUAGACCAAGAAUUAAACUUGGAAGUAACCAAAUCGCACUGCAAAACACGGCCACAAAUGUGGGUCAGGUUUGAUACAGUUAGCAGUAUUCUCCAACCUGUAAUCUACCUACUUAUGUCCAUUUUCUUUUUGGUUCAUUGUAACCCCCUCCCCCCCCCCCGCACACACAGUUUGUGUUACACACUGUGUCCUGUCAUGACAUCUUAUAUUUCUCUUGACAUAAAAUAAUCUUUCUGUAAUUAUCUUGUCCCUCCAGAGGUCCUAAUAGUUUCACGUUUGAAUCUGCUGACAGAUGCACCUGAAAGGCAUUCAACCUAAUGCGACCCACCUUUGUAGCAGUGUGUGUGUGUGUGUGUGUGUGUGAGGAAGUUGCUUCAGUUUUAAAAGAUGUUUUCAUGUGAUGUUAAAAUGAUUUUGUUCGAAAGCAUUUAAAAUGACAAAAGUCACUUCUCCUUUCUGAAGGAGAGGGGACUUUCUAUAAGGGGUUCCUCUCUUAGGGGAAAGUAAAUGAGUGCAGCUCUUAUUGCCUGAUUACGCUGGCUGUCAGCUGUGUUAGUAAUCAGAGUUAAUAUCCUCACUUUUUAUUGAACGGCUGGUACAGUUUUCCUUCAGUAUUGUCAUGUGUAGUCCAAAUUUCUAAAAAAAGAAAACCCCAGGCUCCAUUGGGAAAUACCUUGAUGAAAUCUUUGCAAAUGGUGACGGAGCGGCUGCAGUAAGAAUAUUAAAUGCGCGGCCCCUCCGACUGCUCAUCACUACUUACUGUCAUUCUAAAUGAAAAGGUCAAAGGUGGCGAGCAAACCAGCAGGCCUGGAUCCAUUAAUACGUGUGAUUAUUUGUCCUCCGUGUACAUCGUAUGAUUGACUAACAACAGAAUGUGUUGUAUUAAGUAAGUCGGGCAAAAGUCUUUGUAAAUUGGUGUUAAAUGGGUGCUAUUGUCAUACUAUUUAUGAUAAAAUAAUGAAAUAUUUGGUGUUGGUACCAGGCAGCACGAAUGACCUGAUAGCUAUAGUCACAUUUGUAAUAUCAUUUACAGCCUUAAAACUGCUGGUGACCACUCGCCCAGCGCAGAUUGAAUAAUGUGAUUCAUCGGGCUCGAUUAUUGUCGCAUAAGCGCAUCUGUUCCUCUUUAAAUGUGUCUGUACUAAUUCCUAUGUGAAAAGAGAUCCACACAUGUGUAGACUAGUUUGUGUUUUUCCAGCUCCGUGCUGAACGCUGUAGUGUGUGAAGACACGCUGGGAUUGCAGUAUAUCAUGUGACCAACAGGCUGUGCUGGCGGACUGGUUGAAUGUGACUUAAAAAAAUUGUUUCCUUUUGGGAUUCCUGUCAUUGGACUUCUUUUAUGAUGAUACUGUAAAUAUGUAACAUGAAAGUAAUGGAUCCAUGGUCUAUAUGUAUUCAGGGUCACACAUAUUUUAGGUUAUUUUUCUGUACAACAAUACUGGGAAGGCAGAGAAGUUGGACCAAUGUUUUUUUGUUGUCGUUUUCUUUCUCACUUUAAGGGAAGCUCAUCUGUCUUUUUUCUGCAUUUUUCAGAAUAAACAAUGAGAAAUAAAUGUUAAAUGUUGAUGUUUAACCAA